AACAUUGAGGUGUGCCAACUAUCCACAGCAUCGGGGCUGCUUUUGCAGCCACGGAAAUAGGCAUGGUUUUGUACGAUGGCGCCCCACUUUUUUAGCUGGCGAAAUGCAUGCCAUCGAUCAGUGUUUUCUCCAUCUGUUGUAUUGUAUUAGUGUGCAUCUAGAUGCCCGUUCUUGCUCCCUCCGUCCCCUUCCUUCCCCUUCCCUUGUUCGCUCACUGCCCCCUGUGCUGCUGGUCCUCUACCUCUAUCGUAGUUGAUGGCGGUGCGGGAAGAGAUGUGGGCCCAGGCGGCCAGGGACAGGGAUGCGCUCGAGGCGGAGCUUAGCUUGAGGCACGAGGCCGAGCGGUCGAGAUUCCUGGAGGAGGCCGGCGAGCGUGACAGCGAAAUCGUAGAGGAGGUGAAGCGCAAGAUGGCGGAGGAAAUGGAACGGGAUCGGGAGUUGUACGCACAGCGGGCGGCGUUGGCGGAAGAGGGCCAGGAAAUCGCUCGCGAAGAAAGAAAUCAGCUCCAGGCGGAGAAGGAAAGCCUUCUACGGCAGCUUAAGGAGACCAUGGAGAUGGACGACGCCAGCCGCAGGAGGAUCAUCCUCAAGUUCAAAGCCAGGGAACACGCUAUGCGAAAGAACUUCGAGGCGGAGCUGAGGGAGGCAAGGGGUGAGGCGAGCACAAGCGGCGAGAUUUCCGAAGCUACGGCUGAAGAGGAGGCGUGCCUGCCCUCGCCCAACACCCUACCGGCCAAGCGACCACGAUCGACCAUCAAAUCGAAAUCGAAGAUGACCACUUCGUCGGCCUCUCCAAGCAUGACUGCUGCUCCCACCAUGGCUGCUGUCAAGUCUCCCGGCGGAGGAUUGGCCUAAACAAGAGCUGCCUCCACCCUCGCGAGGCUGACCUUGAGCCGCCGCCCUGCCCAAGUACAGCAGUAACGCCGUCGGGUGGUUGAAUGAUGACGACGAUGAUGAUGGGCAUCUCCUCAGAGUUUGGUAGCCAAAUAGGCACGGCAGAGUCCCUAGGAAUCAGCCGAUUAAGGCCAGGACGUGGCGCUUGCACCCGUGGGCCCCGCCCGCAAGCCUGAUAUGAUAUUAUAUGGUUUGAUCCAAGAUUACGAUAUGAUAUGAUAACCUUGCACACGGGAAAGCCGCGUUGGUGGGUGAAUGAGAGGGGUGCUCCUCUUGCCAUGUGGCGUUGGUGACCGCCAUGAAAUUCUGUCCGAUACUACGGUAGAUUUUUUAGUUCUCGGCAUGUAUCCGACAGAAGAAAAAGCUUCCGGUCGUGCAGGCAACGGGGGGGUUGGGUGGUAGGCUGCUCGCUACCAGCGUGGCUUUAGUAUAGUGGCUGGAGUCAGUCGUGCUGGGGAUUUACGGCUGUGACACGUGACCAUCCUCGUAUCGCGGUAUUAUCGUUGCUUGCACGUGGCCGGCGACAAGAGUAUUGGAUGUCAAGUUGCCUCGUACCAGGCGUUUAGCGUGAAGUUUAUUAUGACCAGAGGUGGAUUAUAAUAGUAGGUGUAACCCCGGUGUUGCGUCCAUCAGAUGUUGAUGUUUCGUGUGGUGCGAGUUGAUGUCUAAAGCAGGAGAC
Molecule: messenger RNA, 1573 nt
Organism: Ectocarpus siliculosus
Lineage: Eukaryota; Phaeophyceae; Ectocarpales; Ectocarpaceae
Source: the annotation of a GenBank genome assembly